AUGAUUGAAACAGAAAUUACAAAACCAAAAUAUGAAAUUCCAUUUUCUAAAAUGCAUGGAGCAGGUAAUGACUUUAUAGUUUUUGAAAAUAAUAAAGUUAAAAGAUUAGAUGGUUCAGAAAAUGAAAUUACUUUAAAAGAACUAAAAGAGAUUACAUUAAAAUUAUCACAUAGAAAAUUAGGUGUUGGAUUUGAUCAAGCAAUUAUUAUAAAUAAUAAUCCAAAAGUUUUAAAAUCUGCUCAUUAUGAAAUGAUUGUAAUUAAUUCUGAUGGUGAGCAAGCAUCAAUGUGUGGAAAUGGUGUUAGAUGUUUUUCAAAAUAUAUUAUUGAUAAUUGUAUUGAGUCAAAGAGUUUAAAUGGUACACCAAAAUUAGUUGAUGGAGGAGAUAUUGAACAAAAGAUUGAAACAUUAGCAGGAUUAGUUAUAACAUAUCCAAAGAUUACACACCAUUUAAAUCAAUAUAAUUUAAUGAUGAUUAAAGUUAAUAUGAAUAAUGCAUUAGUAUUAAAGACAAAUCAAUAUAAGGAUGACGAAUUUGAAAAUGUUUUAAAUAAAAAAACAACAAAUGAAAAAGCAUAUAUUUACACAAUUAAAGAUUUAUCAUUACCACAAUGCGAUCAGUUAGAGUGUGUAUUAGUGUCAAUGGGUAAUCCACAUUGUGUAAUAUUUUUAGAAAGAAAUAUAGAGUUGGGUAAUCUCUCCUCAACUGGUGUUGAUUCAGCCUCAGAUUUAUCAAUGAUGAAAAUUGAUGAGAUUGCAACUAAACUUCAAAAAUUACCAUUAUUUAAAGAUGGUUGUAAUGUUGAGUUUGUAAGUACAAAUAAUUCAAAAUUAACAAAUCGUGUAAUUUCAAGAGUAUUUGAACGUGGUGCUGGUGAGACAUUAGCUUGCGGUACUGGUGCUUGUGGUGUUGCUGUUGCCUCAAUCCUCAUGUCAUAUUGUACUCAAGAUAAAGAAGUUACUGUAUCAAUGCCUGGUGGUGAUUUAUUAAUUCAAUGGUCAAGUGAAACUGGUGAAGUUUUUAAAACUGGUCCAGCUUGUACUGUAUUUAAUUCAAAUAUUAAAUUAUAA
Dictyostelium discoideum AX4 is the source of this 1071-nucleotide messenger RNA. RefSeq lists its product as hypothetical. The record is from RefSeq and is a predicted model, not a curated record. Lineage: Eukaryota; Evosea; Eumycetozoa; Dictyosteliales; Dictyosteliaceae. Gene Ontology annotation, biological process: L-lysine biosynthetic process. Gene Ontology annotation, molecular function: diaminopimelate epimerase activity. Gene Ontology annotation, cellular component: cytoplasm. The coding region runs from base 1 to 1071 and encodes 356 amino acids. The transcript is spliced from 2 exons.